Molecule: messenger RNA, 2355 nt
Organism: Orbicella faveolata
Lineage: Eukaryota; Metazoa; Cnidaria; Anthozoa; Scleractinia; Merulinidae
Product: diacylglycerol kinase zeta-like
Biological process (GO): phospholipase C-activating G protein-coupled receptor signaling pathway
Cellular component (GO): plasma membrane
Molecular function (GO): protein binding; ATP-dependent diacylglycerol kinase activity
Source: RefSeq, a predicted model, not a curated record
UGUCCUGUAUCAACCAGGGGCGAGUGAAAUAGAUAACAAAAGAAAGAAAAUAAAAGCAAACAUUUUCAUUUUAAAGCUUAAUGACCAAAAACUUGAGCAAUGAAAAAGUCUCUGCAAAAAAUUCGUUGUAUUAUUGGUUUACCAAUGACGAAUGCGGACGGUGAAGUAGUUCCGUCGUGCCGGGAUUAGACUCCUCCCUUGUCAAAACGCCCCCACAAAGCCCACAGUACCUUGCAAGCGGCGACACAUCUUACUUUGAACUUUGUCAACAUUCAUAGCCCAAGUUUGCCUUUUAUUUACUUAGGGCUUUUCCGCAAAUUUCGGUUUAGAAUGGCGAAAUAGUUACACAUUCGCCAUGCUGACCUUUAGUCGUCUCUAGUACCGGCUGAUGUAAAAUGGCCGCCGCUAGUGACCGCGGUGAGCACAAUGCGAAGAGCUCGCGGCAAAGAGAAGAUGACGGGAAAGUCGAGGAAAAUCGACUGCAUCGCCGCGCGGCAAAAUCUAGAUCUUACAGAGAAGCAAUGUCCAAACCAAGGGAAAGUGCCGGACCUGAAGAAAUACAGAAUGACACAGAGUCGCUGUCUGAACCAAGCUGUAGUGUUGCACAUCUCAGUGCCUUGGAGCAUUGCAGUGAUGUUUGUGAAUGGACUGAAAGCGCUAUGAAUGGACGACACUUAUGGAUGGACACAGACACAUCUGGAAACUCUUGUUACCUGACUGAGUGUGAAUCUCUGAAAUCAGGACCUAGAAAGAAGUGUUCAGCCUGUAAAAUUAUUGUUCAUGAAAAAUGUGUAGAACACCUGUAUAGGUCUCCCCAGACCUUUUCAGUCAUGGCAGCUGUAGUAGCACCAGCCGUAGUGAUUUGCUUAAACUCCCUACUGAUAAUCUGGUACUGUAAAUGUCAAAUUAAUGGGUUGGUAAAUCUCUUUCAGUAUCACAACAAAGUGGAGUGUUUCAAGAUGCAUAAAAUAGAUGAAAUGUGUGACUUAGGAGCUCAUGCAAACCUCAUAGUUCCACCAUCAUGGGUGGUUAAACUCCCCCCAAAAAGAGCAAGAGCAUCAUCAAUGAAAAGAAACAGCUUUAGAAAGAGACCUCUCAAGAGAAAAUCAACAAAGGAGAAGAGACCCUUUGUGAUCAAACCUUCUGGAUCAGCUCAACGCAGACCUCUGCUUGUGUUUAUUAACCCUAAGAGUGGUGGAAAUCAGGGUACAAAAAUUAUGCACAAAUUUCAAUGGAUGCUGAAUCCGAGACAAGUGUUUGAUCUGUCAAAAGGAGGUCCCAGAUUAGGUUUGGAAUUAUACAGAAAGGUUCCCAAUCUUAGGAUACUGGCAUGUGGAGGAGAUGGAACAGUUGGCUGGGUCCUGUCUGAACUUGACAAACAAAAAAUUACACCCCCACCCCCUGUGGCUGUACUUCCACUUGGAACAGGAAAUGACUUGUCAAGAGUUCUCAACUGGGGAGGGGUAGGUGGCUCGUUUUCUCAAAUAACUGAAGUUGGCGGAAACAAAGUUCUGAUAAAUAGUCAAUGCAAGUUACGAUUUUAUUUGGUCAGUGUCUUUUUUGUUUUGCAGGCCAGCACUGCAACUUUCCUUCAAAGAAAAGCGCGAUAUUUUUUCACAUUUACGACCAUAGAGUGCGAUGGAGUUGACAUGACUGAAAAACUUCUAGAAACGAAACCUUUGUGCCUUUUAUUUGUGAAUAUUCCUUCGUAUAGCGCUGGGACAUCGCCGUGGGGUCAUCCCGGUAAAGAUAGUGAUUUUCAGCCGCAAAGACUUGACGAUGGUUAUAUGGAGGUGAUUGGCCUCACGUCAGCCACGUUGGCUACGACACGUGUCGGAGGACAUGGUGAAAGGAUAGCACAGUGCAAAGAAGCUGUUCUUGUAACAAGCAAGUCUCUUCCAAUGCAAGUGGAUGGAGAACCCUGCAGAUUGUUCCCAUCUAGAAUACGAAUUAGUCGAAGAAACCAGGCCAACAUGUUGCAAAAAGUCAAGAGAAGAACAGAACGGUCAAACUCAAGUGCAGGGCCUAUUCCAUGUCCUGAACCAGUCAAGUUACAGAUCUACAGUGUUGGAUUCAAGGAAUAUGAGAAACACUGUUACGACUUGUCACAGCUUAGAGAAACUUCUACCCUCGUGGCAACAACAGCGAUUGAACCCGACUGUGACCUGGAACAGAUGAGGGCUUGGAUUGAGCGGUUUAAAGAAGACGAGGAGGAAGAGGUACCAGCAACUUAAAGAUACUGCAACCAGCCACCCUUUUUAUGCUCCCUUGAAAUUAGACUUGGUACCUUGAUAUGCCCUGAAACUUGCCUAGCAACAUGCUGCGAUGCCUAAUGAAUUCUCUGCGUAGUAAUUC